CUUCAAUAAAAAUGAUCGUUUAUAAAAUCUCAAAUUCUUUCAAAUAGAAUUAUUGUCAGCGUAAUUUGAUUUCGGAUUUGGUUGUGAUGGCAAAUGAUAAAAAAUGGCGUAAGCCAGCCGGUUCUUACCGCAAGUGAAUCAACGGUAUCACCCUUGAACAAUAAAUUUCAUCAUACUCUACAUGAUAAAUAAAAUAUUAAUUGACGUACUAUGGCUCAUCAGUUGUUAUCAUCGGCAUGUAAAUUGGAGAGAUUUGUGUUAAAAUCAGUGCAGAAUGGUCGUAUUAAUCGUACUGAGCUCAACCGAACUUUAUCAUUACUGAAGCAUGAUCCAAGAUUAUCGGUGCUUGAGCGCUCAUUACAGCAACAAUGGAAAUUAUUAUCAGAGAAGGUUCCAAAAGGAUUUGAAAAAUUCUUUAAGCCAGGUGGUGUUAAAGAGCCACCGAAAUCAGCUGAGGAAGCUCCGAAGGAGGCUAAGUCAGCUGAGAGCGGACAGAAAUCCACAACUCCUCCUCUCAAACCACCUCCCUUAAGACCCAAGGAAACACCAGUAGAUCAAUUUUUAUCGGGAUUAUUCGGCUCCAGUAAUAAAAGCGGUGGUGGAGGACCGGGGGGUAGCAAACCCUUCGACGGAAAUGACAGAGAUAAGUGGAUCAUUGCCGGGAUCAUUGGAGCUGUCGGUGUUAUUGGAGCCAUGGCCUUCUUCGAUGUUGGAAGCAAAGAAAUCACAUGGAGGGAAUUUGUAUACAGUUAUUUGAAUAGAGGUAUAGUCGAAAAAUUAGAGGUUGUCAAUAAAAAAUGGGUACGAGUUCGGUUAUUACCUGGUCAGAGUGUUGAUGGCUCAACAUCACUGUGGUUUAAUAUCGGCAGUGCCGAUACAUUCGAGAGAAAUCUCGAGAACGCUCAACUAGAGUUGAACAUUGAGCCACAGAAUCAUCUUCCAGUUAUUUAUAAAUCAGAAGUUGAAGCAGGAACGAUUAUUUCAUAUCUUCCAACACUUCUCAUCAUUGGACUGCUGAUAUCUGCAAUGCGUAGAUCCGCUUCAUUUAUGGGUGGCAAAGGUGGAAAAGGAGGUGGACUGUUUGGUGGUGUCAUGGAGUCUACAGCAAAGUUGAUUAAUUCUAAUCAAAUUGGUGUCAGAUUCAAGGAUGUGGCUGGCUGUGAAGAAGCGAAAAUCGAAAUAAUGGAAUUCGUAAAUUUUCUCAAGAACCCUCAACAGUAUAUAGACUUGGGUGCCAAGAUACCCAAAGGAGCAAUCCUCACAGGCCCCCCUGGCACUGGUAAAACACUCCUGGCGAAGGCAACGGCUGGUGAGGCUAACGUUCCAUUCAUCACAGUGUCUGGGUCGGAGUUCCUGGAAAUGUUUGUCGGCGUAGGUCCGUCAAGGGUUCGUGAUAUGUUCGCUAUGGCUCGUAAACACGCUCCUUGUAUAUUAUUCAUCGACGAGAUUGAUGCAGUUGGGAGAAAACGUGGGGGGAGAAAUUUUUCGGGACACUCAGAGCAGGAGAAUACUUUGAAUCAGCUUUUGGUCGAGAUGGAUGGUUUUAAUACAACGACAAAUGUAGUAGUGCUAGCAGCAACCAACAGAAUUGACAUUUUGGACAAAGCGCUAUUGCGUCCAGGUCGUUUCGACAGACAGAUAUUCGUGCCAGCCCCUGAUAUUAAGGGUCGUGCAUCGAUAUUCAAAGUUCACUUGAAGCCUCUGAAAACGACACUCGACAAAGAAGCACUGGCACGAAAAAUGGCAUCAUUAACUCCCGGUUUCACUGGAGCUGACAUUGCCAAUGUGUGUAACGAGGCAGCUCUCAUAGCAGCUCGUGAUCUCUCAAAUAAUAUUGAGAUGAAGAAUUUCGAGGCAGCCAUUGAUAGAGUUGUGGCUGGCAUGGAGAAGAAGACCAAUGUCCUCCAGCCUGAGGAGAAGAAAACAGUGGCUUAUCACGAGGCCGGGCAUGCUGUUGCGGGAUGGUAUCUCGAGCACGCAGAUCCCAUUCUCAAAGUAUCAAUCAUUCCUCGUGGCAAGGGACUCGGUUAUGCACAGUACUUGCCUCGCGAGCAGUAUCUCUACUCUACCGAGCAAUUGUUCGAUCGUAUGUGUAUGACACUCGGUGGUCGUGUCUCCGAGGAGAUAUUUUUCAACAGAAUAACCACAGGUGCACAGGAUGAUUUGCAGAAAAUAACAAAAAUAGCGUACUCACAGAUAACGAGUUAUGGAAUGAACGAAAAAGUAGGCCAGAUCAGUUUUGAACAACCUCAACCUGGGGAAAUGGUCCUGGAUAAACCCUACUCGGAGUUUACUGCACAAAUGAUCGAUCAGGAAGUCAGGGACCUCAUUAAAAAGGCAUAUGAACGAACGAAGGAGCUUCUGGUGAAGCACAAAGAUGAUGUGUCCAAGGUAGGUGAAAGAUUACUCGCCAAGGAAAUUCUAAGCAGAGACGACAUGAUUGAAUUACUGGGACCACGACCCUUCCCCGAGAAAUCCACGUACGAGCAAUUUGUCGAGGGUACAGGCUCCUUCGAGGAAGACACCUCCCUACCGGAGGGCCUCAAAGACUGGAACAUCUCAAAAGACAGUACAGGUAAAGAAUCAGGUGAUAAAGAUGGUAAGGAGAAGAAAGAACUACUCCCCGAGGACAAAGUGCCCGCGGCAUCGACAAAACCACCCAAGGAUGAAUCCCAACCGAGAUUGUAAUUAAGUUUCUCGUCCACCUGUAGAUUCUAGUUCUUCUCGUGUACCUCGUACUUUGUAUAAUAGUUUAACGAAAAAUAUAUCGUACAUUAAUUGACAGUUUGUUUUACACGAUUGCCGGGAUUUAUCAUUUACGCCACACAUUGAGGAUGAAUAACAACUACACCAUUUGUAUUAUUGAAAUAUUUUAUUUGGGAAAUCGAGCGAAUACGAAACGUUCCUUUUGCAACGUAUAAUUUAAUAAAGUUUACAAAUUUUCCUCGAUGCAAUUAAAA
This is a messenger RNA of Fopius arisanus, 2960 nucleotides long. It is a transcript of the gene Afg3l2, whose product is annotated as AFG3 like matrix AAA peptidase subunit 2. Gene Ontology annotation, cellular component: m-AAA complex; membrane. Gene Ontology annotation, molecular function: ATP hydrolysis activity; ATP-dependent peptidase activity; ATP binding. Bases 211 to 2688 code for a protein of 825 amino acids. The record is from RefSeq and is a predicted model, not a curated record. Gene Ontology annotation, biological process: mitochondrial protein processing. NCBI's taxonomy places the organism in Eukaryota, Metazoa, Arthropoda, Insecta, Hymenoptera, Braconidae. The transcript is spliced from 10 exons.